AUCCGUUUCAAUCUUUACCAACAUACAAAAUGGCACCUCCCAACAAUCAAAAGCGUGUCAAGGGCGUACAGAUCCACCGACCUUUCAUUUAUGGAUCAACGGCGAAGCUGUUCAGCGAGGACAAUCCCAAACCACCAGGAACUCCACCGGAUCACACGCACUCAUGGACUGUGUUCGUCAAGGGCGUGGAUGAUACGGACAUCACUUACUGGUGCAAGAAGGUGCAAUUUAAACUACACGAGUCUAUUCCGAACCCUAUGCGAAUGAUCGAUGAUGUCCAACCCGGUGGCGCAUUCGAAGUUCACGAAACAGGAUGGGGAGAAUUCGAAAUCACAAUCAAGAUUUAUUAUGUCCCCGAAUCCCUCGAGAAACCGCAAACCCUAUACCACCACCUGCGUCUACACCCGUAUGGACAAACAGAAGAGGAGAAGGAGGUUAUGAGGAAAGGACCAGACAUCAGAAGUUGGAUUUAUGAAGAGCAACUCUUUAAUGAACCAUACAAUGAGUUCUAUGACAUAUUGACGAGUCCGAUGGAUCGAGGGAAGGGUGGCGGAAAAGGCACCAGAGUCAUGAAGGGCGGUAUGGUUGGUAGUGUUGGUGAACGAACAGCAUCGAUACCUUUGACGACGAGGCCGGAUCAACCCUUCAGUCGAGAAACUGAGAAGAUAGAGAUCAACAGGCUGGAGGAAGCGCAGGUCAAGGUCAAGGAACUAAUGGAAAAGUUUGGUGACGAGCUGAGGGAGAAAGAGACCGAGCUUGCCAGAUUGAAAGCAAAGUACCCCGAUGUUCAACUCAAACGAUGAGCAACUCGAGGACUUGUAUUGGAAUGGUAGAGCUAGUUCCUGAACUACGACAGGCGACAGCUUUGUGUUAAGUUUGUAUGGAAUGGAGGGUUGCAUUGGGAAGCCAAGACUUCUGCUUGCCAAUCAUGGAGGCAAGCUUCAGACAGCAGAACAGCUGAGCUCAAGAACGAAGAUACCAUCGACAAUGGCUACCCCGCCAACAGCAAAAUGGAGACGAGCCUGGCUUGAGCAAAUGCAUGAACCACAGAGCCCUUAGCUUAGGAGUGUACAAUACAGCAUCACGAAAGAAAUUCAACAAAGCCAAGCAG
Molecule: messenger RNA, 1111 nt
Organism: Mollisia scopiformis
Lineage: Eukaryota; Fungi; Ascomycota; Leotiomycetes; Helotiales; Mollisiaceae
Product: yeats-domain-containing protein
Exons: 2
Coding region: 30-803 (257 amino acids)
Biological process (GO): regulation of DNA-templated transcription
Source: RefSeq, a predicted model, not a curated record